AGUGUCAUUUAUCUAAUGGUUUAUCUCUGGUUAGCAGUGCGGGAGGGUGAGAGCGGGGAACCAGAGGUGCGGCGAACAGUCCGGUAUCCCGACAGCCACCAACUCUUUGUUGGAAAUGUACCUCACGACGUGGAUAAGAACGAGCUCAAGGAGUUCUUUGAACAGUACGGUACUGUCCUUGAGCUGAGAAUCAACAGCGGUGGAAAGCUGCCUAACUUUGGAUUCGUGGUGUUUGAUGACGCUGAGCCUGUGCAGAAGAUCCUCAGCAAUCGGCCCAUUAAACUGCGAGGAGACGUUCGGCUUAACGUAGAGGAGAAGAAGACCCGCUCGGCCCGUGAAGGUGACAGGCGGGACAUCCGCCCCAGAGGCCCGGGGGGACCACGUGACAGGGUAGGCGGGUCAAGGGGACCGCCCACCCGCGGAGGCAUGGCUCAGAAACCCAGUUUUGGAGCCGGUCGAGGCACAGGACCCAGUGAGGGUCGCUACGCAGGACCACGUCAGUGAGGCAGCUCCUACGUCAUUCACUGCUGAUGCAAGUCACCUUGGAUAACACCGAUGGCUUCCCUGUUCCCUGUCUCCAUCCCUCACUCCAGGACCCAGGAGUGCGAUUGUUCUUCUUUAUCUGGACUCUUCCUUUUAUUUCUGAGAUUGAACUUGAAUUUGUUGUAGAAAAACAAAACUACUUGAAUUGGGGAAAGGAGAAACCUAGCAUUUGGUUUUAGCGUUCUCUCCCUGUUUCUUAAAGGAACGUGUUUUUACUGCUUGGGCAAUCCUGUGUAUUGCUAGCGCCCGCUUUCAGGUCAAGUGCAAGUAUGGUUUUAUUUGGAUUUGUUGCCAAGUCAAAUCAUGGUUGUGUGUGAGUGACUAUCUAGCAUGUAAAAAAUCCUGUUUGCCUUCUACUGUUGCACUUCAUCAAGAAUGACAACAUAUUUUAACAACUCCACUGUUGAGAGAACAAAAUAAACUCUAUGUACUA
This is a messenger RNA of Sinocyclocheilus grahami, 976 nucleotides long. RefSeq names its product ras GTPase-activating protein-binding protein 1-like. Lineage: Eukaryota; Metazoa; Chordata; Actinopteri; Cypriniformes; Cyprinidae. The coding region runs from base 16 to 504 and encodes 162 amino acids. The transcript is spliced from 3 exons. The record is from RefSeq and is a predicted model, not a curated record. Gene Ontology annotation, cellular component: cytosol; ribonucleoprotein complex. Gene Ontology annotation, molecular function: mRNA binding.